GAGCUUCGUUGCCAGUGACCAAUGGGAUGUCGAGCUACCUCAGCGAGCGCCGGGGCGACCAAUGCGGUGUCGAGUUACCUCAGCGGGUGCCUCAGAAGCGAGCCGGAGCCAUGGCGGGAGGCAGCGUGGUUCUUUUCGGCUUGGUGUUGUUGUCCCUGCGGGGCCUGGCGGAUAACGUCGCGGAGGAAGCCCCGCGGUACUUGUCGGAGGCGGAGCUGGAGGCCUCCCUGCGGCGCCUGGCGGAGGAGGAGGCUCCCCGAGGCCUGGCGCGGCUCUUCUCCAUCGGGCGCUCCUCCGAGGGCCGCGAGCUGUGGGUGCUGCGCCUCAGCGAGGGCCUGCCCGAGGGCGAGGCGGAAGGCGGCGGGCCGCCCAUGGCGGGCAGGCCGCAGGUCAAGCUGGUGGCCAACAUGCACGGCGACGAGGCCCUCGGCCGCGCUCUCCUCCUCCGCCUCGCCCGCCGCCUCGUCCGGGGCUUCCAGGAGGGCGAGCCCCGCGCCACGCGCCUCCUGGCCUCCACCGACCUCUUCCUCCUGCCCAGCCUCAACCCGGACGGCUUCUCCCGCGCCGAGCCGGGGCACUGCGACGACCAGGCCGGGCCAGGGAGGGACAACGCCCGCGGGAAGGACCUCAACCGCGCCUUCCCCGACCAGUUCGCCUCCCAGGAGCAGGAGCAGCAGCAGGGCCUCGACGACGUCCCCGAAGUGCGCGCCCUCAUCCACUGGAUGCAAAGGAACCGGUUUGUGCUUUCCGGGAACUUCCACGGGGGCACCGUCGUUGCCAGCUACCCCUUCGACGACUCCGCUCUGCACAAGAUCUCCGGCGUGUAUAGCAAAUCGGCCGACGACGAGGUUUUUAAAUAUUUGGCCAAAGCGUACGCAUCCAACCAUCCCAUCAUGAAGACCGGGACCCCAAACUGCCCAGGAGAUGAGGAGGAAACCUUCAAGGAUGGCAUCACCAAUGGCGCGCAGUGGUAUGAUGUUCAAGGAGGCAUGCAGGACUAUAACUACCUGUGGGCCAACUGCUUUGAGGUCACCUUCGAGCUCUCCUGCUGCAAAUACCCACCGGCUUCCCAGCUGGACCAGGAGUGGAGGAACAACGAGGAAUCCCUCCUCACCUUUAUUGAAAAAGUCCACAUUGGAGCCAAGGGCUUUGUGCGGGACGCCGUCACCGGAGCUGGCUUGGAAAAUGCCACCAUCGUGGUGGCCGGGAUAGCUCACAACGUCACCUCCGGGCAGUUUGGGGACUAUUACCGCCUGCUGGUGCCUGGGAUCUACAACAUCACCGCUGUCGUCCCAGGUUACACCCCGGUCACCAAAUGGGAUGUUGAAGUGAAGGAGGGGAACGCCACCACCGUGGACUUCUCCUUGCAGCCCACCGUGGUCCUGCCGCCCCCGGAGCCCACCCAGGCGGCCCUCGUGACGGCCACGGAGUCCGCCACCAACGCCACCAACGCCACGGAGCUCCCCACCCCUCCCCACCAGCUGAUCCAGCCGGAAGAUUUCCGCCACCACCAUUUCCCGGACAUGGGCAUCUUCCUGAGGAAAUACGCCACCGAAUAUCCCAACAUCGCCCGCCUCUACUCCGUGGGCAAGUCGGUGGAGCAGCGGGAGCUGUACGCCAUGGAGAUAUCGGACAACCCGGGCAUCCACGAACCAGGGGAGCCCGAGUUCAAGUACGUGGGGAACAUGCACGGCAACGAAGUGGUGGGCCGAGAGCUGCUCCUCAACCUCAUCGAGUUCCUUUGCCGGAACUACGGGACGGACCCCGAGGUCACCGACUUGGUCCAGAAGACCCGCAUCCAUAUCAUGCCCUCCAUGAACCCCGACGGCUACGAGAAAGCCCAUGAAGGAGACGCCUCGGGGGUCGUGGGCCGAAACAACAGCAACAACUACGACCUGAACCGCAACUUCCCCGACCAGUUUGUCAACAUCACGGACCCCCUGCAGCCGGAGACCAUUGCCGUCAUGAGCUGGCUGAAGAGCUACCCCUUUGUGCUGUCUGCCAACUUGCACGGAGGCUCCUUGGUUGUCAACUAUCCCUACGACGACGACCGGCAAGGAAUUGCCACGUACAGUCGCUCCCCGGAUGAUGCCAUCUUUCAACAAAUUGCUCUUUCCUACGCCAAGGAGAACGCGCAGAUGUCCCAGGGCCACCCGUGCGAAGAGAUGCUUCCCGACGAGUACUUUCCGCACGGCAUCACCAACGGAGCCCAUUGGUAUAACGUGCCAGGCGGCAUGCAGGACUGGAACUACCUGAACACCAAUUGCUUCGAAGUGACCAUCGAGCUGGGCUGCGUCAAGUACCCGAGGGCCAAGGACCUGCCGCGCUACUGGGAGCAGAACCGCCGGUCCCUGCUGCAGUUCAUCAAGCAGGUUCACACGGGCGUCCAAGGCUUCGUGCUGGAUGCCGUGGACGGGCGGGGCAUCCUCAACGCCACCCUCAGCGUCGCCGGCAUCGACCACCCGGUCGUCACCUAUAAGAGCGGGGACUAUUGGCGCCUCCUCACGCCGGGCACCCACAGCAUCACCGCCUCCGCCCGAGGGUACAAUUCCGAAAGCAAGACCGUAAUCAUUGGGGAUAACGGGGCCACGCAGCUGAACUUCACCCUGAGCCCCAAGGACGCCAAGGCGGAGGAGGGCAAGGCUCCGGACCUGAGCGUGGCCGGCGCUUUGGACGACCUCCGGAAGGAGUUUGAGACCCUGGUCAAGGACCUCUCGGCCGAGGGCGGCCUGGAGCGCCUGCUGCUCUCCUCCGCGGCCGACGUCCAGCCCUCGCGCUUCCGCCUCUACGACGACCGCUCCAUGUUCCUCCGCGGCCUCAACCUCAACUAUCCCCACAUCACCAACCUCUCCAGCUUGGGCCAGAGCCGCGAGUACCGCUACAUUUCCUCCCUGGAGAUCUCGGACCGGCCCAACCGAUCGGAGCCGGAGGAGCCCAAGAUCCGCUUCGUGGCCGGCCUCCACGGCAACGCCCCCGUGGGCACCGAGCUGCUCCUGGCCCUGGCCGAGUUCCUCUGCAUGAACUACAAGAAGAACGCCGCCGUCACAAAGCUGAUCGACAACACCCGGAUUGUGAUUGUGCCCUCGCUGAACCCCGACGGGCGAGAGGUUGCCCGGGAAGGGGACUGCGCCUCCAAGGUGGGCCUGACCAACGCCAACGGCAAAGACCUGGAUACGGAUUUCACAAGCAAUUCCUCUGCGUCCCGAGAGCCGGAAACCAAAGCCAUCAUGGAGAACCUGAUUCUGAAGGGGGAUUUCAGCCUCUCGGUCGCCUUGGACGGUGGCUCACUGCUCGCCACAUACCCUUACGACAAACCUGUGCAGACAGUGGAGUACAAGGAGACCUUGCGGCACUUGGCUUCGGUGUACGCCAACAACCAUCCCACGAUGCACCUGGGCCAGCCGGGCUGUCCCAAUAAAUCAGAUGAGAACAUUCCCGGCGGGGUGUUGCUGGGGGCCGAGUGGCACAGUCACCUGGGCAGCAUGAAGGACUUCAGCCUUUCCUACGGACAUUGCCCGGAGAUCACCGUCUACACCGGCUGCUGCUACUUCCCCGGCGCCGGGCAGCUCCACGCCCUUUGGUCCGAGAACAAGAAGUCCCUGCUCAGCAUGCUGGUCGAGGUCCACAAAGGAGUCUAUGGCUACGUGCAGGACAGGCACGGCCGGCCGGUGUCGAAAGCGCAAAUCGUCCUCAACGAGGGGGUGACGGUUCUGACCAAGGAAGGGGGCUAUUUCCACGUGCUGCUGGCCCCGGGCUACCACAAGAUCCACGCCGUGGCCGAAGGGUAUCAGCAGCAGCAGGUCCAGGUCUUGGUCCGUCCCGACGUGCCCAGCUUCCUGCACAUCCAGUUUGCCGUCGACAACAAGAUUUUGGGGCUCCCCAGGGAGUUGGUGGUCACCGUGGCAGGGGCCACGAUGACGGCCCUGGUGCUGACGGCCUGCAUCAUCUGGUGCGUCUGCUCCAUCAAGUCCAACCGGCACAAGGACGGCUUCCACCGGCUGCGGCAGCACCAGGACGACUACGAGGACGAGAUCCGCCUGAUGUCGGCGGGCUCCAAGAAGUCCCUGCUCAGCCACGAGUUCCAGGACGAGACGGACACCGAGGAGGAGACGCUCUACUCCAGCAAGCACUGACCCCGGGGUUGCUCCGGGGAGCACAACGUGGUUGCCCAACGUCGGGCGCUUCACCGGCGUGUCUCCUCCUCCGGCAACAUUUGCACGAACCCUUCUUGCCCCGAUUGGGGACGAAAGGACACGACGGGCCUUUCUGGGAGACUAUUUCCUGACCAAAACAAAGGAUUUUUCUCGCCGUUUCUCCGAAAAAUGACACGUGACACGGAUCUUGUCGUGGGCGCCGUUGGUUUCGGGGCUAACGUUUCACAAUAAUAAUGUUUCCGAGGAGCCUCCGUUCGGUGCCAAAGGAUGGUUUUGAGGCUCCGUUGCCUUGACAAAUAAAUACUUACACUACUUCGAUCCCAGAAAACACUUCGAUCCCGGAUCCUGGGAGUUGGAAAAUAAAACCUACAGCUUUCGUUGGGGGAUGCUGGGAGUUAUUACUCCCCUGAAACAAAUGAUAAACUUUGCUCCUUUUCCAGAAUUAUGUUUGUUUCUCCUGAUUUGGCAGUGACUGGCUUGUGUUACGAUGGCCUCUGUUUAGGGACAUUUACAAAGUGAUGGGAGUGGUAGUCUUCUUAAGGACGGAGACCCAAGAGUGAUGGGAGUGGUAGUCUCCUGAAUACGUUGUAUUACGUUGCCCAGCUUUGUUUGUUUUGGAUUGAGAUUCGAAGCAGCAACAGACGAGGUGGACAUGGGCUAUUUGUUGGACAUAAAUGAGAAUGAGAUCGGGAGAGAAAGGCCACGUGGUGGCAAGUGUGUGUUGUGCGUUGAGCCUCUUUUGUGUAGGAUUUUACUAAUACCACGGUGGCCAAGUGUAAUAAUAAUAAUAAUGGAAUACGAUCUGGCUUGGAGAUGUGGGACUUUGCUUGUUUGGUCCUCCUUAAAUGGAGGUCGGAAUAGUAAAAUGGGGCAGGACUAGAUGACCUUUGGGGUCCCCUUUCUAUUCCUAUUGGGAUAGGACUUGACUGGGAGCAUGGAGUGGAAUGGCCAUCUAUCGGUGUUGGCGCAAGAUCUGUUUUGCAAAAAAAUCUCAAUUUGCAAAAUUUAGCAUUCGUUCUCUCUCGGCUUCAGCUUCCGACAAUUGAUCUGACACGAGAAUGACGGUUUCAAUUCCCCCCACAAAUCCUUUAUUUACGUCUUGCUUCUCAACUUGCAUUUUCGUGUCUCCUGGGAAGUAGAAAUGUCUAUUUUUGUAAAGGGAACCAAGCCUUCUCUCUGGCGGCCGUCUUUCUUUUAUUUUAUGUUGGGGUCCGUGCCUUUUCCGAAGCCGCCGCCUCGCUCUGCGGCUCUCUUUCUGCCCAAACCGAGCGUGUUUGGCCUGUGUGUGUGUGUGUUUUUAACAUGUACACUGAGCUCUAAUCUGUAUAAAGCUAUUUUAUGAGGUCUUC
Messenger RNA from Anolis carolinensis (green anole), 5503 nucleotides. RefSeq names its product carboxypeptidase D (gene cpd). The record is from RefSeq and is a predicted model, not a curated record. Bases 27 to 4133 code for a protein of 1368 amino acids. NCBI's taxonomy places the organism in Eukaryota, Metazoa, Chordata, Lepidosauria, Squamata, Anolidae. Gene Ontology annotation, molecular function: metallocarboxypeptidase activity; zinc ion binding. Gene Ontology annotation, biological process: peptide metabolic process; protein processing. The transcript is spliced from 21 exons.